AUGCCAGCUGUUCCGUCCGUUUCGCGACAGCAAGCCGUCGAGGCGAUCCGAGAUCAGUUCACACUCGACAAGCCUUUGCUCGAGUCGCUCGUCGCGCGUUUUCAGGAGCUUUACAAUUAUGGCCUCGCCAAUCAUGGAGCCGAGAUGCAAAUGAUCCCAUCCUUCGUCACUGGUGUUCCUACCGGCUCGGAAAAGGGUACCUACCUUGCUCUUGACCUUGGAGGAACCAAUCUACGUGUUUGCGAAGUGGCUCUCGACGGCAAGGGCACGUUUGCCAUAAAGCAAGAAAAGUACAAGGUCUCUGACCAGCUCAAACAGGGCCCUGUUCGUGAUCUCUUUGAUUACAUGGCCACCAGUGUCGACAAUUUCUUGACCGACUUUGGCACCUCGUCCACCGAAGAUGUGCUUCACCUCGGCUUCACUUUCAGUUUCCCCGUCGAGCAGACGGCCAUCGACAGUGGUCACCUCAUUCACUGGACCAAGGGCUUCAAUUGCCCGGAUGCUCCUGGCAAAGAUGUCGUCCAACUGUUGCAGGAAGCGCUCGAUCGUAAGCACAUCAAGGUCAAGUGCAGCGCUCUCGUUAAUGACACGGUCGGGGCGCUUCUUGCUCACGCCUACGCUUCCAACGGGGCGCUCAUCAGCGCCAUCUUUGGAACCGGUACCAACGGCGCUUACCUCGAGCACAUUUCGAAAAUCAAGAAGCUCAAGACGGCUCAUGGCUCGGUUUCGCACAUGGUCAUCAACACGGAAUGGGGAGGUUUCGACGACGAUCGCAAGGCGCUACCGGUCACCAUCUACGACAACCAGGUCGAUCGCGAAUCCAUUCGACCAAGGAACCACAUUUUCGAGAAAAUGAUCAGCGGCAUGUACCUCGGCGAAGUAGCACGCUGCGUUUUGCUCCACCUCGUCGAUCAGCUCGUGCUCUUCCAAGGCUUUUCAUCCAAGUUGUUCAACACGCAAUAUGCUUUUGACACAGCCUACAUGUCGGCUAUCGAGGCGGAUACCCAAGACGCCGCUUCGCCCACCAGCGCAACACGCAAAGUGCUGGUGCAGACGAUGCAGAUCAAGGACGAAUACGUGUCUGCUGAAGAUGUCGAGACGGUACGCACCAUUUGCAACAUCGUCGGCACACGUGCAGCGAGAUUGAGUGCUGUGGCAAUUGCAGCUACCAUGGUGCAGACGGGCAACGUGCAGGGCACAGGCUUGAACGAUGACGGUGUCAAGGUCGGUAUGGACGGAAGUGUAAUCGAGUACUACCCAUACUUUGAGGAGCGCAUGCGCGGAGCUUUGCGCGAGCUCAUUGGCGAACAAGGCGAAAAGCGUGUCAAGAUCGGUCUGGCCAAGGACGGAAGUGGUGUAGGUGCUGCGUUGGGCGCACUUCAAGCUGCUAAGCAGGCCGCCAGCGGUCAUCGUGUCGAAACCUGA
This is a messenger RNA of Mycosarcoma maydis (corn smut), 1425 nucleotides long. Its product is annotated as putative glucokinase. Gene Ontology annotation, biological process: glucose 6-phosphate metabolic process; glycolytic process; intracellular glucose homeostasis. The record is from RefSeq and is a predicted model, not a curated record. The transcript has 3 exons. The coding region runs from base 1 to 1425 and encodes 474 amino acids. Lineage: Eukaryota; Fungi; Basidiomycota; Ustilaginomycetes; Ustilaginales. Gene Ontology annotation, cellular component: cytosol; mitochondrion. Gene Ontology annotation, molecular function: ATP binding; mannokinase activity; glucokinase activity.